This is a messenger RNA of Leptinotarsa decemlineata (Colorado potato beetle), 1670 nucleotides long. Its product is annotated as sodium-coupled monocarboxylate transporter 1. NCBI's taxonomy places the organism in Eukaryota, Metazoa, Arthropoda, Insecta, Coleoptera, Chrysomelidae. The record is from RefSeq and is a predicted model, not a curated record. Gene Ontology annotation, biological process: sodium ion transport; transmembrane transport. Gene Ontology annotation, cellular component: membrane. Gene Ontology annotation, molecular function: symporter activity.
AUCUUUCUGAUCCACCUACAAUCCCGGUACAAUAUUAUUAAGAGAGACGUAACCGUUAAUGAUGUUUAUCAGUUUGGUGUAACAUAGAAUCCCUUGGAUCAAACCGUUUUGGAACAGUGCUUCGUAAUUCUACAUGAAAAGAUAGAUUUGAUUUUGCUAAAGAUGAAUCUGACAACAUCUACAAUAACAUCAGCUCCUGAACUUACUGCGACUGUAGAACGUUUCUUCUCUUGGUAUGACUACGCCAUUUUCAGUACGAUGUUGUCAAUUAGUGGUGGAAUGGGUAUUUAUUUCGGAUGUUUUGGUCAGAAACAAACCACUGCUAAAGAAUAUCUACUUGGUGGAAGAGAAAUGAAAGUUUUUCCCAUAGUAAUGUCGUUGAUAGCAAGUCACACCUCUGGAGUAACACUUCUUGCUCUUCCGUCUGAAAUAUACGUAUAUGGAGCUGCUUAUUGGUUCUGUGCAAUUUCUUUGAUGAUUGUUGCUGUUGUAACAAUUUAUGUGUACCUCCCGGUAUUUUACAAACUUCAACUGACAAGCACUUAUGAAUAUAUUGGACUGAGGUUCAAUGAGAGAUUAAGAAAAUUUGCCUCUAUUCUGUAUGCGAUUUCAGUUUUUUUAUACAUACCGAUUGUGAUAUAUAUCCCUGCGCUGGCCUUUUCAUCAGCAACUGGUGUUGAUGUCCACAUUAUUACUCCCAUCGUUUGUGGUAUAUGUAUAUUUUAUACAACUAUUGGUGGACUCAAAGCUCUCGUAUGGACAGAUACACUUCAGUUUUCCCUUACUGUGGCGGCAUUACUGUUUAUUUCUUUCCUGGGAUUUAGAGCUAAUGGAGGAGUUGGAGAAGUUUUUAAAAAAUCUUAUGAAGGAGGACGGCUGGAUGUCUGGGACUUCAAUAUAGACUUUGUUGCGAGGGAUUCCUUCUGGACGGUGGUGAUAGGUCUAUCGAUACAUUUUGUAGCAAACUCCAGCAUCAAUCAAGGAUGUACUCAAAAGUUCCUCGCCGUUGCCAAAUUGAACGACUGCAACAAGACCGUAAUAUUCUACUUUUUGGGGAUGAUUGUUGUCAAAUCUCUGUGUGUUUUGACUGGUCUCAAUAUAUAUGCAAAAUACUUCCAGUGUGAUCCGUUAUCAUCUCAGAAAAUCCAUAAAAACGAUGAGAUAUUACCAUAUUAUGUAUUGGAAGUUGGUGGUACUAUACCUGGAUUAUCGGGAUUGUUUAUUGCUGGAGUAUUUUGUGCUUCCUUGAGCACGUUGUCUGGUAGCCUCAAUUGUUUAGCGGGUACAAUAUAUGAAGACUUCCUAAAAAUGUCUCUGGAGAGAAAAGGUUUUUCAAAUGCUUCUGCAUUGAAAAUAUUGGUUGUUAUUAUUGGAACUUUGGGCACUCUGAUGGUAUAUAUUGUAGAACAUCUUGGUGGCCUCCUAGCUCUAGCAAUCGGACUCGGAAGUGUAGCACAUGGGCCUCUUCUAGGAAUAUUCACUCUGGGUGUACUUUUUCCUAGAGCCAAUGCCAAAGGUGCACUAAUUGGAGCCAUCGUCAGCGCGAUAUGUAUGGCUACUAUAAUAGGUGGAAACAGUUAUUAUAAAGCGAAUGGUUUAUUGCGGUAUCCACAUAAACCAGUGUCUGUCGAAGAAUGUGAUUUUUCUGGAAAUACUACUUCAUUCUCCAG